This is a messenger RNA of Kockovaella imperatae, 870 nucleotides long. Its product is annotated as 60s ribosomal protein l7, mitochondrial precursor. Bases 1 to 870 code for a protein of 289 amino acids. The transcript has a single exon. The record is from RefSeq and is a predicted model, not a curated record. Gene Ontology annotation, molecular function: RNA binding; structural constituent of ribosome. Lineage: Eukaryota; Fungi; Basidiomycota; Tremellomycetes; Tremellales; Cuniculitremaceae. Gene Ontology annotation, biological process: translation. Gene Ontology annotation, cellular component: cytosolic large ribosomal subunit; ribosome.
AUGGCUCUGCGUAGAUCCCUGGCAGCCUCCUCGGCGCUUCGGACCGCAAUAGCGGGUCCAUCUACCUUGCCUGCUCGACGAUUCCUCGCUACACCAGUAGAGUCUUUCCCCCUACCUUACAUCAACCUUGGUCAAACCCAUCUAGCCCGAUAUCAUGAGCACUACGAUACAUCUCUUGCGACAGACCUCAUGUAUAUGAACUAUGAUCAUCGAGUCGCUCGUACACCACCUCGACCGCUUCCUGAAAUGGAACCAUUGACACGUCACGAGGCGAAUCAGCCUCGGUAUGGACACAAGGUCCCACUCCAGAAUCUGCCUGUCACCGUGGACAAGAUUCCUCGAUUGGAGAAAAUCACCUUGCAUACGAUGAACAGAAAAGCUGUCGAGUCGAAACAUCACCUGUUACCCACUAUCAUGGCGUUCAGGGCCAUCAGCGGAGAAUCAAUUAAUGGAGGAGGAAGGACAGCUUCAACCGGUGUGUCGAUCAGGAGAGCCAAAACGGGUGCCGCCCGAUGGAGACUUCGAGAAGGCAUGCCCAUCGGGGCUUUGGUGGAAAUCAAGGGAGAAGCAAUGUACGAUUUCGUCCAAUCGCUUGUCGACUUUGUUCUUCCUCGCCUGCGAGAAUUUAGAGGGGUUGGAAUUGAAGCCCCCCCGUCCCCACACUAUCGAAACGCUUCUUCUGGUACGGUACAAUUCGGCUUCGAACCCAACGCUAUGGGACUGUUCCCUCAAAUCGAAGCCAACAUUGAUCAGUACCCCAAUAUGUACGGUUUCACGGUUGCUUUCCACACCAACGCCAGGGGACCUCGAGCGCAGGCAAUGGCAAGGAGUUUGUUGAGUGGAUUCAGGAUACCUUUUAUCAGACAGUAA